UCCGGUCUCGGAUAGGAUUGUUUCUGGUGUCUAACGUCAUAUGUUAGCUAACAGCUAAAACAGACUGAGGAAUAUAGCCGUUGGGAAUCCGAGUAGGUACAGAAGUAUAGUUUAAAGUAGAAAGUAUACAUUGGGAAUUCAUUGCUUUGUAUUAAAAUGCUAGUCUGAUAGCCACAUAGCAGCUACUAUCUCUUGGCUAGCCAUGCUAAUGCUAUGUUAUAGCCAUACCUUGACAGCACUCUUUCCAUUGAAUCUUAUCAGGACCAGGAUGCCCGCUGAUGUUUUGCAAGCUAAGCUAGCGUGCUAACGUAAGCUGCCUUAUCUGUUGCUGCAGCGUUGUAGUAUGUGUUAGUGUGAACAUCUGUCAUAAAGAGUCAUAGUUCCCAUCAACUGGCCGCAGAGUCUGCACUCAUGUCGGGCAGGGGCACCAGUGUGGAGUGGGUCGAGACCACGGAGGAGGUUGUUUUAACAGAGUGUCUGACCCAUGAACACAACACCCCUGCAGUGUUACCGGUUUUGGAGCAUGCAGAAACGCCAAUCCAGAAGUUACUGGACACUGUGGGACGUGGAGAUAACCCAGAGGCUGGUGAUGGCUUUUACUGUGAGGAGUGUCUGACUCUCUUCCAGGACCAGAGCGAUCCCGCUAACAUCACCGGCCCAUCUUUCAUUCUCGACUUUCCGACGAGCACGGGUCUCCCCCAGAGGGCCCUCCUCACCCUCCCCUACGGCCUGAUGAUAGGCAGAUCUAGUAUUCCCAAUGCGGGCGUUGGGGUCAUAAAUCACGGGCCGACGGUGUCGCCGGGAAUGCAUUUUGGACCGUACGAGGGGGAAGUGACCACGAGAGAAAACGCCAUGGCAAGCGACUUCUCCUGGGAGAUUUACAAAGAAAAAGACGAAUAUGAGUACAUUGAUGCAGCCAGAGAAUCUCACUCAAACUGGAUGAGGUACGUCAACUGUGCUCGUAACAAAGACGAGACCAACUUGCUGGUGGUCCAGUACAAAGGCAGCAUCCUCUUUCAUUGCUGCCGCUCCAUUCACCCUGGAGACGAGCUCGCGGUGUGGCCCAGCGCCAAGUUUCUGGCCCAGUUUAGUGAAGCUUGGGGCCAGGUGUGGGUGAUGAAGUUGAAUGCAACAGAGAGUAACACAGCUGCGACGUCUCAGAUCUUCCUGUGCUCCCACUGCCAGCUGUCCUUCACCACGGAGUCCUUCCUCCAGCGGCAUACGGAGUGCUUCCACAUGCAGCCUGAAGGGGGCGGCACAACUGACGCCGACUCCGCUCUCGCUACAGCCUCCCUGGUGGUGUUUUCCGUGGACACCGUCAGGCCCAAGACGUGCGGCGAUUGCGGAAAGACUUUCAAGCAAAUCCCUCACCUCAGGAGGCACAAGCUUUGCGUCCACUCAAACAAUCGUCCCUACUGCUGCUCGCAGUGCAGGCGGAGCUUUACCCAGGCGUCCGGCUUAAUCAGACACCAGCUGAUUCACAGGAAGCGCGCUUUGAUAGAAGACGCAAACAUUGUUCCUGAUCCGGGCAAAAUCCUUAGUGAGACGAACGAGAACUUGACGCUGAGAUCAGAACUUUUUACUUCUGCAGAUCCAGAUGUAGCGGAGGAAACAAAGGGUGUGAGUGAAAGCGAGAAUGUACAAGAAGCAAUGGAUGUAACUGAAACUGAGAACACUCCUGCUGGAGAGGCAGAAACAUCCCAAUGCAGUUGUUCGGACUGCGGCAAGAGCUUCACAAAUGAGGCGACCCUGAGAAAGCACAAGGCGACUGUCCACGAGAGGCUCCGUCCUUACGUCUGCACCGUGUGCCAGAAGUGCUUCGGCCAGUACAACGACCUGACACGGCAUCUGAGGCGGCACCAGAAGCAAAGCAAGAGGGGCAAGAAGGUAAACGAGGCCCCGGAGGAAUCUACCACCAUGCCCUUCAGCUGUGCCGAGUGUGCACUGACGUUUUCCUCAGUGGACGCUCUUCAGCAGCACAUACCGGAGCAUCACUCAGAGGACAACCCGGUGGAACAUCAAGAGGAUGAUCAGAGCCACGAUCCAGACUUCAGCCCACAGACGUCACUGCCUGAAACUGUUAGAGGCCUUCAGAGGCCUCAGCGACGUGGAGCUGGGUCUAAAAUGUCUGCCAUAACUAAGCUCAUAGCCCCGAAACGAAGGGCAGCCGUCUGCAAGAAGCCGUCGACCGGCCUCGAGAGGAGCUCCGCCGAAACAGAAGCGCCUGCUGUGACAAACAGAAAGUUGACUAAAUACAAAUGGUUCAGCUGUAAUCGCUGUAAACAAACGUACGGAAACCCGGAUGAUCUCGAGGCGCACAAGUGCGCUUUGAAACCGCUCAAGUGUGGUCAGUGCGGGGCGACCUUCAGCAAGUCCGGCUUCCUGAAACGACACGAGCAGACUGUGCACGAGGACGCAAAUUCUUACAGCUGUGACCGCUGCGGUAAGGUCUUCUCCACAUCUGGCAACCUCAAACAGCAUCGGACGAGCAACACCUGCAUGAAGUAUCACUGCACGUCAGAGCUGUUCCGGUGCUCCUUUUGUCAGUUCUCCUUCACCAUGAAGAGCUACCUCAUCAAACACGUCAAGAGGCACCACCCGGUAGAGUACCUGUCGCACUGCGACUCCGACAUCCUCGUGGAUCACCUGGAGGAGGAGGAAGAGGAGGAAGAGGGAGGGGAGAAAACCUACGUAUGCCCCCACUGCGGGAAGAGCUGUGCGAGCAGCAAAGCGUUUAAAUCCCACGCGUGCUUCCAGCAGGUGAAGAUGCUGUACUUGUGCACCGACUGUGGGAAGGGCUUCACCAACCACUACGGCCUCAAGCAGCACCAGCGCAUUCACACGGGCGAGAAGCCGUACGUGUGCCCGCACUGCAGCAAGAGCUUCUCCUACACCGGCCAGCUCAACGUGCACCUCAGGACUCACACCGGGGAGAAGCCGUACCUGUGCACGCACUGCGGGGAGAGUUUCCGGCAGUCGGGCGACCUGAAGCGGCACGAGAGGAAGCACACGGGCGUGAGGCCCUACAGCUGCCAAGAGUGCUGCAAGAGCUUCAGCCGCCCGCAGAGCCUCAAGGCCCACCAGAUGCUCCACCUGGGACAGAGGAUGUUCAAAUGCAGCCAGUGCGGCAAGAGCUUCUCCCGAAACUAUCACCUCAGGAGGCACCAUCAGAAGAUGCACUUGUAGUCGCUUAUUCAGGACUUUGGGAAAUGAUGCAGAGGAGCUGCAGUUGCACUAGAAGGUCGAGUAGAGUUGCACAGAAUUUUUUUCCAAUGCUCGUUAUUUUAACUUAAGUUUGAGUUUCAUAACCAAAAGUUUGGAUUUUUAUGUUAAGAAUUAUACAUUUUUGUUAUUUAAAAGCGCAAUACUUAAUUCACUUCCAUUAACAAAAGACAGCUUGCCACUUAAACAAAUGAUUAUUGUCUCGAUGUUAACUUUGAAAUAAAAACACAAACUUCACCUU
Anarrhichthys ocellatus (wolf-eel) is the source of this 3463-nucleotide messenger RNA. Its product is annotated as zinc finger protein 420-like. The coding region runs from base 412 to 3186 and encodes 924 amino acids. Gene Ontology annotation, biological process: regulation of transcription by RNA polymerase II. The record is from RefSeq and is a predicted model, not a curated record. Gene Ontology annotation, molecular function: DNA-binding transcription factor activity; RNA polymerase II cis-regulatory region sequence-specific DNA binding; histone methyltransferase activity. The transcript has 6 exons. Lineage: Eukaryota; Metazoa; Chordata; Actinopteri; Perciformes; Anarhichadidae.